Penicillium alfredii is the source of this 1833-nucleotide messenger RNA. Its product is annotated as putative PHD transcription factor. Gene Ontology annotation, biological process: positive regulation of DNA-templated transcription. The record is from RefSeq and is a predicted model, not a curated record. The transcript has a single exon. Gene Ontology annotation, cellular component: Set1C/COMPASS complex. The coding region runs from base 1 to 1833 and encodes 610 amino acids. Lineage: Eukaryota; Fungi; Ascomycota; Eurotiomycetes; Eurotiales; Aspergillaceae.
AUGACGGCGGAGAUGGACGCCAAUGGGACCCACGUGAACGGGUCAGCGGAGGACACAAAGACAACAGUCAAUACGCAUGAGAGUGAUCCUGCCAGCAUCCCUAGCGAUAACUAUACCCUCGCACAGAGCACAAAUCAUGGUCUUUCUUCGCAGGUUGGGACUCCGAUAGUCGCCAGCCAAGAUGUUGCUGCGCCAUCAGUGAAAACCGAGCCCGGCAACGAAGCCCUCGAAAGCUUCCCGGGCAGCGAUGACCUGGAAACCAAGUCUGUGGGGCUGGACGGGGCAGAUGACCACCCCACGUCGAAAAAGCUAGCCAACCUUAAGCAGGGUCUCACUUCGCGCGCGUCAUCCUCGGAUCGAUCCUCCCCUGCCACUUCAGUCAAGCCGGCUGCAACCAAAAAGACCGGGACCAGCACCACCAAGAAAGGCACGGCGAAGAAACCUACAGCCAAGAAGCGCAAGAUGAAUGAUCCGGAUGCCGAUAGCCUGGAUGGGCGCCGUUCGAAUACCCCAGUGUCGCGGACGGACAAGAUACCCGGAAAGAAGCAAGGCACCGAUUCGAUUGCCGGAUCACCGGCCCCCGAGGAGAAGAAAAAGCCGAAGCCGAAGAAGCGAGGAAGAGGACCCGCCGCUGCGGACGAUGAGGACUACGAUGAGAACGAGGUUUUCUGCAUUUGCCGUCGGCCCGACAACCACACCUGGAUGAUCGGUUGUGACGGCGACUGUGAGGACUGGUACCAUGGGAAAUGUGUCAACAUUGAUCCGCGGGACGCAGAGUUGAUUGACAGGUACAUCUGUAGGUCUUUUCCCCUUGAUUCUGAAGCACAAGUUCUAUGUCAACUAACUACCUCUAUAGGUCCGAACUGCCACGAGCGAGGUAAAGGAUAUACCACCUGGAAGCCCAUGUGUCGUCUACCGGAAUGUCGGAAACCAGCGCGCGUCACGCGCCAAAACCCCAGCAAAUAUUGCUCCGAUGAACACGGCCAUGAAUUCAUGCGUCGCCAAGUCCAACGCCUCACAUUGAAGUCUGCCCCGACAGGACUGGAAGAUCUCGGCAGCAGGGGAGGAGUUCUCACGGUCGGUGAUCUCAAGGCUGCUGUCAUGGGAGUGACCUCUGCGCAAGAGUUCCGCAAGCUCGGUGAUCGAAUCAUCUCUCCGCCGCCAGAGGAGGACGAGCAAAAGACCCCCGGUACCGGGAUCAACGAUGAUCAACCACGGGGCGGAAAGAAGCUCGGACUCGACAUCGAUGCCAAAGGCCUAGAAUACUCGGGCGACGAAGCCGCAAAAAUCGAAAAGUUGCGCAAAUUUCGGGAGGAGCUGCUCCACCGGAAAGAAAUGCUGACGGCUCGGUCGACCUUUGUGACGCUGGUGCGCCAGCGGUCCAAGGCCGUGGUAGAGAAACUGAAACAAAACGAUCCGAAAGGCGGAUGGAAGGACAUUUGUGGAUUCGAUUCGCGCCUCUCAUGGGCCGAUGAGGAAUUCGACGAAUGGCGGCUUUCUGAUGCAGGAAAGAAAGCGCUCGCCGAGGGCACAGUCGAGGCCUUGGCUGCGAGCUAUCCUGCCCCCGCCACCGACACAGACGGCGACACGGCCAUGGACGAAGAAGACAAUAAUGAGGACGAGAUGGCGUUCGUGACUCGUGGUAUCUGUACGAAGAAGCGAUGCGAGAGACACAAGCAGUGGGUCAAGGUGCAGCAACAGGACAUUGUGUUUGAAGAAAAUACCGCAGAUCGGGACCUCGCCAAAUGCGAGGACGAGGCACAGUCGGUCGUGGAGAGAGCCAUGAUGAGGAAGUGGGCGAGAGCCGACAACAUGCUAUCUGGGACCGAGUAG